This is a messenger RNA of Dermatophagoides pteronyssinus (European house dust mite), 4090 nucleotides long. Its product is annotated as sodium-dependent organic anion transporter-like. NCBI's taxonomy places the organism in Eukaryota, Metazoa, Arthropoda, Arachnida, Sarcoptiformes, Pyroglyphidae. Gene Ontology annotation, cellular component: membrane. The record is from RefSeq and is a predicted model, not a curated record.
GAAAUUUAAUACCUUCAAAACAAAAAAUAUUGUUGAUAUCUUUUUCUUGAUCGCACCAUGUUAGCAUUAACAUUUUGGAGGACAAUUUGAUGACAAGUGCAAAUUUUAAUCAUUUUCCAUAAAAAAAUGCAAUAAUCAUUAUCGGAUUGGAUAAUAAUCAUCUUCAUCAUUCUCAUUUUAUUGUAGUAGAAUUGUUCUAUUUAGCCCGAUUUAAUUGUUAUGUUUUAAUUUAUCGCAAUCUGUUUUUAAUUGUUAUUAUUUUCUUCAAUUUCCUUGUUUUUUUUUUUGUUGUUGAUAAAAUACUCAUCCAAUACACGUCAAAUUUUUUCUGCUAUUCUUCACAAACAUCUAUCAUCGAUGGUAACAAUUUCGAUUUCGAUUCGUAACAAAUCCAAUCUCAUUCAAAGUUAAAACAACAACAACAACGAAAAAUUUCCCCAUUUGUUUAAAAAUGUGUCCAUUCAUAUUAUUCACAUUUUUAUUCACCAUUAUUUUGUUGAUGAUUGAAAUUUCUGCAGCAUUAAUAUCGGUAACAUUUAAUGUAACCACCACAUCUGCAGCAACUUUAGCUACAAUUCAAUUACAUGAAGGAAAAACUACACCGAUUGGAUUUCGAUUAUCAUCACCUUUUAUCGAUGAACUUAGUGGUCAUUAUAGAUUUUUGGCCGAUCGACCUGAUGUAGCCAAUAUUAUUAAUAAUAAUGAUGAUGAUGGUGGUGGUGGCGAUGUUGUUGAUAAUGAUCGUUACGAUUUUGAAAUCAAACCGACCGAAAUCACACUAAAUGAUAUUGAUAAAAAUUUUGGUUAUCAUGGACAAUUCAUUAUCAAAGGAAAUUUUCUUGGUUAUUGUCGUGUUGAAUUACAGAAAAAACGAAAAAAUUCCGAAUCUAUUUGGGAUACGAUAAUUCAUUCAAAUUCUCUGCGAAAUAAUUAUCAACUACUUAUUUCAAUUUUACGAGAUAAAGAUCUCAUAUCAAAAGUUUUCAUCUAUUCAGUGGCCAUAGUUGUAUCGAUAUCUUAUAUUAAUAUGGGAUGUGCAUUAGAUAUACAAGCCGUUUCCGAAGUUUUACGAAGACCGAUUGCACCUGCUAUUGGAUUAUUUUCACAAUAUGUUUGCAUGCCAUUGAUAUCAUUUGCAUUAGCGACAUUACUUUUUGAAGAAACCUAUUUAAAAUUGGGCAUUUUUAUAUUCGGAUGUAGUCCUGGUGGUGGUGCAAGCAAUAUGUGGACCGUAUUGGUAAAUGGUAAUCUUAACCUAAGUAUUACAAUGACAUUUUUAUCGACAAUGUUAUCGAUUGGAUUGAUGCCAUUUUGGCUCUAUACUCUUGGUCGUACAAUAUUCGAAGGAACAUCAACAGCUCCACCAUUUCGAAAUAUAUUCACAACAUUAUUUACAAUGGUCAUCUUUUUGGGCAUCGGUCUUCUUAUAAAACAAUUUAUGCCUAAAGUUGCUGCUAUAUCUCGUCGAAUAUUGGCACCAUUUUCCGGCCUAAUGAUCAUAUUUAUUAUCGUAUUCGGAACUUAUGCAAAUUUCUACAUGUUUAAAUUGAUGACCUGGCAAAUGUUGGUCGCCGCUGCAAUUAAUGUCUGGUGUGGAAUGUUUCUCGGUUUUAUAUUAGCAUACGUGUUUCGUAAACCAUUGGAAGAUAUGUUAACCAUUGCUAUUGAAACUGGUGUACAAAAUACUGGAGUAUCGAUUGUUGUUUUGGGUUUGUCCUUAGGACAACCGGAUGCAGAUUUGGCAUCUGCAGUACCUGUAGCUGCCUCCAUAAUGACACCAAUACCAUUAACAAUCGCAUGGUUAGUGAUGCGACAACGACGAUUUAUGAGAAAAAUUGCAUCCGGUAAUGAUAUUUAUGUUAAUGGUGGUGUUGAAAAUCACAAUCAUGUUGAUUUUUGUGAUGAAAAAAAUUCUGGACCAAAUUCAUUUGUAUCAUCAAAUAGUAAUCAUUCAGGACAAUUUCAAAAUUAUAAACUAAAUUUAGAUGAUGAAAUUUUUGAAAAGAAUACAACAUGUAGCGCCUUGACACAAUCCAAUUCUAGCGGUGAUUCAAACCAAAAUCAAUGGAAUGUGAUAAUUUGUGUAAUAGGAGAGAAGAAAAAAAGAAGAAGACAAAACAAAUUAGAACGUCGACGACAAAAAGAAAUGAUUAAAGCUCUUGAAACACCGGAACAAAAACGUCAACGACGUUUGGCCAAAAAAAAUGAAAAAGAACGUCGCCGUAAACGUUUAAUGGGAUGGGAUGAAGAAUAUAUGGGCUAUACAAAUGAUGAUAAUCCUUUUGGUGAUUCAAAUCUUCAUGAAACAUUUGUUUGGAAAAAGAAAUAUGAAAAAAUGGGUAUGAAACGUAUCGAUGAACAAGAGAUUGAUGCUGUAAACAAAGAAAAAAUGAUAAAAAAUCGUCAAGAAUUGGAAAAAGUAAAAAAACGUCGUCUAGAACGUGAACGUGAACGAGAAUUACGAAUGGAAGAAUUAUCUAAACAACAACGAGAUAAAGAAGCCGAACAAUUCAAAGAAUGGUCAAAACAAGAAGAUUAUUUUCAUCUUAAACAGGCUCGUUUACGGUCAAAACUUCGUAUCAAAGAAGGUCGAGCUAAACCGAUUGAUAUUCUUGCUCAAUAUAUCAAUGCAUUUGGUGAAAAUCAAACUAUAAAAUAUUUAUCCACAUAUCUUUCUGAACCAUAUAAUACCUUGAAUGGAUUACGAAUUCGUGAUAUGGAAGAUCUAGUUGAAGAUAUUAAAAUCUAUCUAGAAUUAGAUAGCGGUUCUAAAGUGAAUGCUGAAUAUUGGAAAGAUUUGCAAAUUAUUGUUGAUGAUGAAUUGACAAAAUUAAAAUUAGCCAAUAUGGAUCAACAGGAACGACGACGUGAAGGUAUUAAUCCUUCGGUAUCGGCCGAUAUUGCUCGUAUAUUGAAAGGUAAAUCACCGCAACAAUUGAAAACAUUGCAAACACAAAUUGAGAAAAAAAUUGCAUCUCGUGAAGAAGGCAUUGAUAUUGGAUAUUGGGAAACAUUGUUAUCACGGCUAAAAGCACAGAUUUCACGUGCUCGUCUUCGUGAAUUUCAUGAAGAAAAUCUUAAAAAACGAAAAACACUUAUUACUCAACAUCAAAAAGAUAUUAAAGAUUUACAACCACUUUCAUUGGAUUCGAUUGAUACGAUAGAAGAUCAAGAAGAUUUAAUAAUACCAUCAACAUCAUCAACAGCCAUGAAUCGUGGUGAAAAAGAUGAAAUGGAAUUCUUAUCAAAAACUGAACUUCGUCAAAAAUGUAUUCAAGAAUAUGAAUCCGGUGGCUAUAGUCCUCGAAAAUUGCCUAUGAUUGAUGUCAAUUCAGAUGUUGUAUUGAUGUCUGCUGAAGAUUUUGAACAUGAUCUUCAAGAACAACGUACAGAAACAUUAAGAAAAUUAUCCGCAUUUCCUAUUCCAUUAGUAUCAUUCGAACAAAAAGAUGGUAAACAAAAAUUGAAUAUUCCACCAUCAAAUUAUGAUCAUAAUAAUCGAAAAUUAACACAAGCCGAAGAAUCAUUUGUUCGUGAAGCUCGUAAAGGUAUGGGUGAUGAUGAGGCAAUAUUUUCUGUUGAAGAAGAACUUAUCGAUGAUAAAGAAUUAUCAUCAAAAACAAUCUCAUCUUUGCCGAAUACUAUUUUGGCAACAAAUCAGAUAUUAAUGAAAGACAAAUAUAGCUGGGCAGAAAAAUAUCGUCCACGUAAACCACGUUAUUUUAAUCGUGUACAUACUGGAUUCGAAUGGAAUAAAUAUAAUCAAACACAUUAUGAUGUAGAUAAUCCACCACCAAAAGUUGUACAAGGUUAUAAAUUCAAUAUCUUUUAUCCGGAUCUGAUUGAUAAAUCAACAACACCAUCAUAUAAGAUUACUACCUGUAAGGAUAAUCCAGAAUUUGCCUAUAUUCGUUUUACAGCUGGACCACCAUAUGAAGAUAUUUGUUUUAAAAUUGUUAAUCGUGAAUGGAAUUAUUCAUAUAAAAGUGGUUUUCGUUGUCAAUUUCAGAAUAAUAUUUUACAAUUAUGGUUUCAUUUCAAACGAUAUCGUUAUCGUCGAUGAAAUUUUUUUUUUUAAUUUUGUAUAUUU